GACCCCGCGUAUCUUAUCUACCCCUCUCUCUACAUCUGGCAGAAUCACUUCAUGGGCGUACGGAAUGCAUUUGUGGUGUUAUUGUAUUACCAGCUCCCCCGCGCUGUUGCUCACGACUCCUGCUGGAACUUCAGAUAGAUCAUAAAGUCCUCCUUCAACCUUCUCAGCGAAACACAUCUACUGUCUAUACAAUCCCUAGAACUCGCUUCGAACCACAGCUUUGAGUUAAAAUGGCAAGCAGCACGGCAGUCACCAGAGAUUAUGGAAAGAGAACGGCGAUUGUUACGGGAUCUGCAAGGGGAAUUGGCAAGGCCAUUGCAAUUAGGCUGGCUGAGGACGGCUUUGACGUUUGUAUAAAUGAUAUUCCUGCAAAUCAAGCGGGCAUCGACGAGGUGGUUAAAGAGAUCCAGGGCAUGGGUCGAGCAUCCUACGGGCACACCGCAGAUGUGUCCAAGCUCUCUGAGGUCGAAGGUCUAAUUGAGGCUUCAGUCAAGAAUCUAGGAAACUUGAACGUCAUGAUUGCAAAUGCCGGAAUUGCACAGGUUAAGUCGCUAUUAUCACUAUCCGAGGAUGAAGUUCGGAGGAUGUUCGACGUCAAUGUCUUUGGGAUUUUCAAUUGCUACAGCGCUGCUGCAAAGCAGAUGAUUAAACAAGGUGGAGGUGGAAAGAUAAUUGGUGCUGCUAGUAUCGUUGCUUUCAAGCCAUUCGCCAUGCUUUCCCACUACAGUGCUUCAAAGUUUGCCGUGAGAGGUUUCACUCAAGCUUUUGCUAUGGAAAUGGCAGAACAUAAGAUCACUGUCAAUGGGUAUGCGCCGGGCAUAGUUGGAACUGCCAUGUGGGAUUUGAUUGACGAGGAACUGGGAAAGACAAAAGGUGUUGAAAGAGGAGCGACAAUCAAGAAGUAUACUGAUGAACUUAUCUUACUUGGAAGAACGAGCGUUCCAACAGAUGUUGCAAAAUGUGUUAGUUAUCUGGCAAGUCCAGAUAGUGACUAUAUGACAGGGCAGACGUUGAUUAUUGAUGGUGGAAUUGUCAUGAGUUAAUGAUCAGAAGCGCUGUAUCUAUUUUCUCUCCAUAAUAACUAUUAUAUAUUACUUGUUACGACUGUAUAAAUGAACAAGUAUUCCCA
Molecule: messenger RNA, 1129 nt
Organism: Botrytis cinerea B05.10
Lineage: Eukaryota; Fungi; Ascomycota; Leotiomycetes; Helotiales; Sclerotiniaceae
Exons: 4
Coding region: 231-1043 (270 amino acids)
Molecular function (GO): oxidoreductase activity, acting on the CH-OH group of donors, NAD or NADP as acceptor
Source: RefSeq, a predicted model, not a curated record